AUGGCAGAGCCUGAAGCCUCUCACUAUCCCAUCCUGCAGCGAGCAUGCGAGACCGUCACAGCCACCGUUGCAACCGAUCCGCAUCUGAGCAGCAAAGAGGCGCAUGUAGAUGUGCAUGGUUGGUCAGAACAAUGCUCCAAUGUCGGUCGCUACAUGAACAGGUCGCCGAUAAGUGAUCGACAGGACCCGGCCGAGGGCUGUCUAGGCUGUCUGACAAUGGCAUCACCAACAAUGAAGGCAGUCAUCUUCCACGCCCACGGCCCUUCCUCGGUCCUCACCCUCUCCGACUCGGUGCCCAAGCCCACCCCGGGCCCCGAGGACGUCCUGAUCAAGCUCGAGUACGCGGGCGUCAACUUUGUCGACACGUACGUCCGCAACGGCCUGUACCCGACCCCGCUGCCCUGCACCACGGGCCGCGAGGGCGCGGGCGUCAUCGAGGCCAUUGGCGCCUCCGUGCCCGCGGAACAGUACGGCCUCGUGGUCGGGGAUAAAGUCGCCGUCUUCUCCCCGGGAAGCAUGGCCGAGUACAUGGUCGCCCCGGCCAAGGGGGUGCUCAAGCUCCCCCCGGGCGUGUCGACGCGCGAGGGCGCGGCCAUCAUGCUCCAGGGCCUUACUGCCUGGACGCUGUGUCGCGACGCGCACGAGGUGAAACCUGGGGAGACGGUGCUGGUGCAGGCCGCGGCGGGCGGCACGGGCGGGUUGCUGGUGCAGAUGUGCAAGGCGCUCGGGGCGACGGUCAUCGGGACGUGCUCGAGCGAGGAGAAGGCGGCGAUUGCAAAGGGCCACGGGGCGGACCACGUGGUCAACUACAAGACGCACGACGUCGAGGACGAGGUCAAUCGGAUCACGGGCGGCAAGGGGUGCCACGCGGUCUUCUCGGGCGUGGGCAAGGACACGCUGGCCAAGGACAUUGCCAUGACGAGGCGCAAGGGCACGUUUGUGACGUUUGGCAACAGCAGCGGCGCGAUCGCGGGGGUCAAGCCGCUCGACCUGAGCAAGCGCAACAUCAAGAUGGUGCGGCCGACGCUGGCCAACUACAUCACCGAGAGGGAGGAGUUUGAGCUGCGCAGCGGAGAGCUGCUGGCGCUGGUCAAGGAGGGCAAGGUCAAAAUCCACUUUGGCAAGGAGUACAGCCUCGAGGGGGUUGCGCAGGCGCAGGAUGACCUCGUCAGUGGGCAGACGGUAGGCAAGCUGAUUGUCAAGAUUUAGAGGUUGGGGGGUAUUGGCUAUGCGGAAUAAUAACAUAGAAAUGAGAACAUGACAAUCAGGAUU
Molecule: messenger RNA, 1272 nt
Organism: Microdochium trichocladiopsis
Lineage: Eukaryota; Fungi; Ascomycota; Sordariomycetes; Xylariales; Microdochiaceae
Product: quinone oxidoreductase
Exons: 3
Coding region: 1-1209 (402 amino acids)
Biological process (GO): cellular response to oxidative stress
Cellular component (GO): cytoplasm
Molecular function (GO): quinone reductase (NADPH) activity; zinc ion binding
Source: RefSeq, a predicted model, not a curated record